GCUGCUGCAGAUCGCGGCGCUGAAUCCAGAGCUCCGGAACCUGGUGCCGUACGCAUGGGAUCGGCGCGUGGCGCUGCAUCCGUUCAAUUUGGAUCAGGUGUAUGCGUUGGGAGGCCAGCGGGGGCGCGGCGGCAGGGGGCGGCAGCAGCCCGAGGAGGAUGAGGAGGCGUUCAAGCCCACGGGUCGUUACGCGGGCCUGGCUGAACGGCUCCGACGCGGCAGUGGGGAGGAAGAUGACGACGACGAGGAGGAAAGCCGCGACGGCGGUGGUGGUGGCAGCGGAGCAAUCGGGGGGGUCAGGGCCGGCGGCGUCAGCAGUGCCAGUGCUGGCGGCGGCAGCGCCAAUGCACG
Astrephomene gubernaculifera is the source of this 351-nucleotide messenger RNA. The record is from the annotation of a GenBank genome assembly. Lineage: Eukaryota; Viridiplantae; Chlorophyta; Chlorophyceae; Chlamydomonadales; Astrephomenaceae.